AUGACUCGAAAGAGGAUAAGACAUGAGAAAUUGUUGAAUGAAAAUAAGCGAAACUCUGUCCUCUCCAAAAGAUCUGAAGGGCUUGCGAAGAAAGCCGAGCAAUUACAGAUCCUUUGCGGGGUCGACAUCGCCAUCAUUGGCCAUCGGCAAGGUGGUGAAGGCAAUGUCAUUCUUUGGCCAUCUCCAGAAGCAGUUGAGGAGAGGGUGAACAAAUUCAUGGAGUUUCCAGAGCUUGAAAGAAAAAAGAAAAUGGUGACUCAUGAGAGUUAUCUCGAGCAAACUUUGAACACUGAAAGGGAUAACAUUGCUAAGCUCCAAAAGGUUAUGGCAGUGAAGGAGGGCCAUCAAUUGCUAGCCCAAAAGCCAUUGGACAUGAUGCAAAUAACAGAGCUAAGUAUGGUGGAAGACAUGGCAAUGGACAUGAUUAAAAAAUUGAAGAAGAGGGCCGACGAAAUUGGCCAUCCGAUGGGGACCACGUCCGGCCUAGUUGAGGGUGGUGGAGAGCUUCUCUAG
This is a messenger RNA of Andrographis paniculata, 513 nucleotides long. RefSeq names its product agamous-like MADS-box protein AGL80. The transcript has a single exon. The coding region runs from base 1 to 513 and encodes 170 amino acids. Gene Ontology annotation, molecular function: RNA polymerase II cis-regulatory region sequence-specific DNA binding; protein dimerization activity; DNA-binding transcription factor activity, RNA polymerase II-specific. The record is from RefSeq and is a predicted model, not a curated record. Gene Ontology annotation, biological process: positive regulation of transcription by RNA polymerase II. Lineage: Eukaryota; Viridiplantae; Streptophyta; Magnoliopsida; Lamiales; Acanthaceae.